This is a messenger RNA of Oikopleura dioica, 393 nucleotides long. NCBI's taxonomy places the organism in Eukaryota, Metazoa, Chordata, Appendicularia, Copelata, Oikopleuridae. The record is from the annotation of a GenBank genome assembly.
AUGAAGCUUUCUUUGAUGAUUUUCGUUUUUGUACCUGUCAUCGUAGCUUCAGGGUCUUGUUCGGAGUACUGGUACAUGAAAUUGGAUGAUUAUGUUCGAACGGAUUGGCGAUCUGCUCGCAAAAUCUGCGAACUAAUGGGCGGAACUCUUCCGUUUUUUACAAACACGGAAGAUUACGAUCAGUUUAUGCCAUCGUUACAACACGAUGUCUGGCUUGGAGUCCGCGUAAAAGGACGAUUUCCGAAUCGAAGAUUUCCACGCAUAAAUUCGAAAAAUUUCUCGCGAAAACACCCCUACAGUUGCAUUUCUUUGAAUAAGACUGGCUGGAUAGAACGCAGAUGCAAACAUAAAUUGCGAGUUGCUUGCCGAUUUGCAGAAAUCUACCCCUGCUAA